GGCGCCUGGUUUUCCCUCGGAGCAACGAACAAGGUGAAAAUGACUAAAAAAGUUCUCGAAUAAUUUGUCAUCCUGCGACUACGAAGGCUGCUGCGUGGCUGAGAGCGAUCCACUCAUUCCGGCGGCUCCAUUGGAGAAGGCAGUGCGCGGUGCCGCGACCUUUGGAGGAUGAAGCGUGCGCUGCGUUCGUGAAGGUUGUGGAACAGAGAGAGAGAGCAGACAGUCAUCUGAAAAGACGGGCAUAUACCGCGCUACACACUCCUAAAUCCUUUCCGCCCGGUGCCAGGUGUGUUGCCGCUGUGUCCGUUUCCGAGGAACAUAACAUACUGGUGUUGUAGCUGUAGACACCAGCGCGGAAUACAAGUUUCCGAAAAGGCGGACGUACUUGGAUAAGAAGAAUCCGAGACGCCGAACACGAAUUUACAGAAUCCCUUAAGAUUAAUUAGCGGAUACAGUCUUCAGUUAAUGUUACGGCGGCUGGCAGGUGCAGUCGGACGCAGGGCGAAUAACACUGGGUUAUCUGUCUUGAGAAUUGCCUGGACGGUGCGCGAAAUCUCACGGUGUGUCAGGUAGAUACGUGUAGCUAGCUCCUUGUUAUGUGUAUGGCGAGCUGUGUGAAAGAACAUGGACUAGGUCGAUAACUCGUUUGGAGCAUACGUUUCACUGCACAUCAACGACUGUUGGACACACCUGUUUGUUUGUUCUCGUGUUUUGAAAUUAUCUGUUACUUAGUAUUUUUGCCACUGUGAAUAGCAUCGGUGCGUCCACGAUACCCUUGGAAAUAGCAUUCUGAUAAGUAAUGAUUCGGAAGGUGAAGAAAUUCCAUGUUGCUUCGUAGUGUUUGACUAGACUAUAAAGUGGUAACGCAGUUACGGAAUCGAUUGGACUAUUUCGGCAAUAACGCCUUGGAAUACGACAGCAGCUGUGAGUGUGAUCUCACUUGCCUUGGGUACUGUACACCGCUGACGUAAACAGCCUUGAACCUACAAUCCGUGCAAGUCAAGUUGACAUAGUUUUUAUGCAUGGCACGAUUAAGCGGAUAAAGGCAUACUUAUAACCAACAACUGUUUAAGGAAUGGAACGCAACACACGUGGGGAGAGUGCUGCAUUUCAGAAUCAACAUCACUGUGCAAUUCUUUCCUUUUGCGCAAUUGCGUUUUAGGAAAACAUAGCUACAUCUGGCGAACGAUCCUCCUCAGACUUUUUGCAAAAGCUUUGGAAAAGGAUUAACCAUGUCUAAAACGCUGAAAAAGAAGAAGCACUGGUCUGGCAAAGUGCAGGAGUGUGCCGUGUCGUGGGGGAACGCCGGAGAGUUCAGCUCUGUGGUUGAGGUGCGGGGGGGAGCCGAGCUCGGAGAAUUCCCGUACCUGGGCCAGGUGAUGUCGGACGCGAUUGUGUGUCACGUCGGCAGGCCGCCAAACAGUGGGGACGUGCUGCUGGAGGUGAACGGAACCCCGGUGAGCGGGCUGACAAACCGCGACACCCUGGCUGUCAUCCGCCACUUUCGAGAACCCAUUCGCCUGAAAACCGUCAAACCAGGGAAGGUGUUGAACACAGACCUGCGCCAUUACCUCAGCCUGCAGUUCCAGAAGGGCUCGCUGGACCACAAGCUGCAGCAGGUCAUCCGAGACAACCUCUACCUGCGCACCAUCCCCUGCACCACAAGGCAGCCCAGAGAGGGGGAGGUGCCGGGGGUGGACUACAACUUCAUCAGCGUGGGGGAGUUCCGCAUCCUGGAGGACAGCGGCCUGCUGCUGGAGAGUGGUACCUACGACGGUAACUACUACGGGACACCCAAACCGCCCGCAGAGCCCAGCCCUGUCCAGCCCGACCUGGUGGACCAGGUCCUGUUCGACGAGGAGUUCGACACCGAGGUCCAGCGCAAGCGCACGACCUCCGUCAGCAAGAUGGACAGGAAGGACAGCGCUGCCCCCGAGGAGGAGGACGAUGAGGAGCGGCCCCCCUUGGUCAACGGCCUCACAGAGCACAAGGACGGGGCUGAGUGGAGGAAGGCCGUGCCCAGCUACACCCAGUCCAGCAGCGGCAUGGACUUCCGCAUGUGGAACUCUCUGCCACGCGACGAGAGCCAGGAGCCCCUGCCCAAGAACUGGGAGAUGGCCUACACUGAGACUGGCAUGGUCUACUUCAUCGAUCACAACACCAAGACCACCACCUGGCUCGACCCCCGUCUGGCAAAGAAGGCCAAGCCCCCCGAAAAAUGUGAAGAUGGAGAGCUCCCGUAUGGCUGGGAGAAGAUAGAGGACCCGCAGUAUGGCACCUACUACGUGGACCACAUCAAUCAGAAGACUCAGUUUGAGAACCCAGUUCUGGAGGCUAAGAAGAAGCUGAACCAGGAGACAACCCCUGCCAGCCAGCAGGGGGCAGCACCUCCCCCAGAGGAGGGCGGGGUGAAGGGCUUCACGCGAGACCCAUCCCAGCUGCAGGGGGCCAUGAUCCGCACAGCUCUGAGGAAGAGCACGCAGGGUUUCGGCUUCACCAUCAUCGGGGGCGACCGGCCUGACGAGUUCCUGCAGGUGAAGAACGUGCUGAGGGACGGCCCGGCCGCCCACGACAACAAGAUCGCCUCCGGCGACGUGAUCGUGGACAUCAACGGCACGUGCGUGCUGGGCAAGACCCACGCGGACGUGGUGCAGAUGUUCCAGUCCAUCCCGGUCAACCAGUACGUGGACAUGGUGCUGUGCCGGGGCUACCCGCUGCCCGAGGAUGCCACGGGCAGCGACGACGCCGGCGCCGCCGGGGAGGUGGUGACCGCCGUGCCGCUCAUCAACGGCCAGCCCCUGCACAGCUCCGCCCAGGAGCUGCACUACGUGGCCGCCGACGGCAGCGGCCGGGCCGUGGUGGCUGCCGCCCUGCCCAACGGCCGCUACCCGGAGCAGUCCGACCCCGCCCUGCUGCAGCCGGAGCUGGUGAGCGUGCCGCUGGUGAAGGGGCCCGGCGGCUUCGGCUUCGCCAUCGCCGACUGCCCGCUGGGCCAGAAGGUGAAGAUGAUCCUGGACGCGCAGUGGUGCCGCGGCCUGCUGAAGGGCGACGUCAUCAAGGAGAUCAACCGGCAGAACGUGCAGACACUCAGCCACGCCCAGGUGGUGGACAUCCUCAAGGACCUGCCCGUGGGCAGCGAGGUCAACGUGCUGGUGCUCAGAGGAGGUCAGACAUCUCCUGUGAAGUCUCUAAAACCUAAGCAGGAGAUGACCACCAGCACGGAGGCCCUGAACGCGUCCGAACCGCCCCCCCAGCCCCUGCCCUUCCCCCCCAACAUCGUGCGCUCCAGCUCCCCCAAGCUGGACCCCUCCGAGCUCUACCUGAAGUCCAAGGCCCUGCUGGAGAGCAAGCCACCCAACACCAAGGACCUGGACGUCUUCAUCAAGAGGAACCAGGAGUCUGGCUUUGGGUUCCGCGUUUUGGGCGGAGAGGGUCCCGACCAGCCGGUGUACAUCGGCGCCAUCGUGCCCCUGGGUGCGGCGGAGAAGGACGGGCGUCUGCGGGCGGGCGAUGAGCUUAUGUGCAUCGACGGCGUGCCGGUCAAGGGCAAGUCCCACAAGCAGGUGCUGGAGCUGAUGACCAACGCCGCCCGCAACGGCCAGGUCAUGCUGACCGUCCGCCGAAAGGUGGUCUACGCAGAGGGUGGGGGAGCUGAAGAGGAGGGUGCCCAGCAGGCCCCCGCCGUGGUGAACGGCUCCCCCAAACUGCCCCGCAGCGAGGGCGCCGCCCAGGCCGAGCAGGAGUCGUACGACGUCACGCUACAGCGCAAGGAGAACGAGGGCUUCGGCUUCGUCAUCCUCACCUCCAAGAACAAGCCGCCCCCCGGGGUGAUCCCCCACAAGAUUGGACGAAUCAUCGAGGGCAGCCCCACCGACCGCUGCGGCCGGCUCAAGGUGGGCGACCGCAUCUCGGCCGUCAACGGCCAGUCCAUCGUGGAGCUGGCUCACAACGACAUCGUGCAGCUCAUCAAGGAUGCCGGGAACACCGUCACCCUCACCGUGGUGCCGGAGGAUGACCACAGCGGGCCUCCCUCUGGAACCAGCUCAGCCAAACAGAGCCCGGCAUCCCAGCACCGAGCCGUGGGCCAGCAGCCCGCCAACCGGGACGACAGGCCCAGCCAGGAUGUCGAGGAGAAGAAGGAGGGCGGGUCUUGGGGGGAGUACAGGAGCCUUCCUCAGAGUGAGCCAGGCACGCUGUGCGCCACAAGCAAACAGGGCUGCAUCCUUGUGGAGCUGGAGAGAGGCCAGAGGGGGUUUGGCUUCAGCCUGCGAGGGGGGAAGGAGUACAACAUGGGCCUGUUCAUCCUGCGCCUGGCUGAGGACGGCCCUGCUCUCAAAGACGGGAGGAUACAUGUUGGUGACCAGAUAGUGGAGAUCAAUGGGGAGCCCACUCAGGGCAUCACCCACACUCGGGCCAUUGAGCUCAUCCAGGCUGGGGGCAAUAAAGUCCUGCUGCUUCUGAGACCCGGACUGGGCCUGGUUCCCGACCACAAUCAGAAGGAUAAGAAGAACGUAUCGCCCACAAGCUUGCCACGAAUUUCAGCUUCUGAUGAGUCGGUAUCCCCUGCUUCUCCAUCCACCAUCUCCAUCCCUACCUCCGAAGCCUCCCCAACAUCCACUACCACCAGCGCCACCGCCAGCGCCACCACCACUGUCACCAGACAAGAGGACCCUCCUGGCCGGGACGCUGCCGCCCCCUCCUCCGGGCUGCCGGAACCCCGAGCCGACUUGGCCAUCAGCCAGGCCGACAUCGACAGAGCUGCCCCGGGCCAGGACCCGGCCCGAGAGCAGGCCGGUAAGCCCCGUGGCCAGCACCCACACUCCCACCACCACCACAAGCAUUCCGCAAGCCCCGAGACCCUGGACCGCAAGUCCCUCCCCAAGAAAACUGAAUCCAGCGCCUCCCACAGCGACAAGCCUGGCAGCCCGAAGAAAGCCAAGGGAGCACGGGCGGACGGGAGAGAGCGCUCGCGUAGCCCACGGAAGGCGGACAGGAACCUGGCCAUCCCCGUCGACAGCAAGGACAGCUCCACCAGCGCCCGGGAUGCGGAACCCAGCAAGGAGAGGAAGGCCCGUCCACAGAAGGAGAGCCGUGCCUCCAGCCCCAGGAAGUCCGCUGGGAAGGAUCAGGAUGCCGCUGCCAGGCAACCAUCAAAGAGCCAGGACGAGCCGCAGAAGAGGGUGACGGGGCACCAUCCCAGCACCGCAGGGGGAGAUGGUAAAGAGAAGAGGCGCAAGGACGAGGACCCCAAACGCAGGCAGGAGAGGGAGGCGGCCGGAGGCAGGGCGGAGCCGACCAGGGUGGCCAAUGAGCCGCGCAGGAAGGAAAAGGAAGCAGAGAGAGAGGCGGGGCCUCAGAGGUCCCACUCCCAGACACAGCGAGAGAAGGGCAAGGCAGAGGAGGCAGGCACCCUGAGCCGGAAGGGGCAGAGGGACAUGGAGAGGGAGAGGGAUCGGGAGAGGGAGAAGGAAAGAGAGAGGGAUCGGGAUCGGGAGGGCAGGGAGGCCAAGAGGAAAGGAACUCCAGGAGAUGAGAACAAAAAAGAUCCCAGGGGAUCCACCAGUUCCAUUCAGGAGCCCUCCUGCAAUGGGAACACCAUUAGCAAGAAGACACCCAUCACCCCUGGCCCAUGGAAGGUGCCCAGCACGGCCAAGAUCAUGUCCCAGUCGGAGGCGACCCGAGAGGGGAACUAAUGCAUCAUGGACAAUGUAGCCAUUAGAAAAACAAGCAGCAAUCAUCUCACUGAUUUAGUCAAUCAGACUGGUCUGGGGUAUUUCACUUUACUUUGUACUUGCAUCAUGCAUCCAUAUUACUUAAGUGUACACAUCAGUUUAACCCUCUCACCUCUGCGUCACGCAAAGUGGUGUCAGCGUUCUCCUUGUUUUUCUGCCUUAUGUUUGCUUUUGUUUUUUUUGGGUUUUUUUUAAGAGGAGAAAGAAAAAACUGUUGGAGACACGUUCACAUCUGUGAACUCUGUCUAGCCAACAGUGAUGCCUAUCAAUCCUACUAUGUGCCAAAUGGGGACUCAUGGGAAGAACAAUAUCCAUGCCUCACCCUCUGUGUCCGGCUUUCGUAUGCAGUGAAGGAUGUUUGCAUCUAUUGCUCAGACAUGAAGGAAGACAUUCUCUGCUUCUACGGUCUACAGACCUGUGUACAGGCAUUCAACAGCAUUCCCCCCCUAUGGGUUUGUUUUACUGCAUGCAUUUACAAUGUUCUGUCAAUGUUUUUUGAUCGUGGACCUUUUUGACACCAAGGAGAUCCUGCUCGCUGUUUUUCUGUCUGUAUCUAGAAAUCCAGUUCAGAGAUGUUGAUCGAAUGUGUACACGUCGUGUGUAGACUCCAGAUUGCUAUGUAAUCAUCUGCUUUGCAGUGAAUUUUAGACUAUUUUCAAACCAUAGACUUGAUAUGUAUCUUUAAAAAAAAACGACCAGAUACUUGUGGUUAAGUAUAUUGUUUACUACAUGUAUGUUUAUGAUAAAGCAUAUCUAACUUAUUGAGAUAUAUAUGAAAAAAGAAUAUAUAAAUAUAUGUAUCCAUUCUGAGCCAUUCCACAUUUUGAUGUAGUGCUCCAAGGUUCGUUCAGAGUACUUAGAGCCUGCACCAUCCUCUUAAUGGUCUUUAAUGUUAUCAGCUUCUCUUAGGUUGUCUGUAAAAAUGUGUAUACAACAAGCAGGCAGGUAAGUGUUGUUAGACAUUGCAGUAGCUUGGACUGUCCUUUUAUUAAAUGUGUAUAUCAUUUAGCUAUGCAUUUCCUGAACUACAUGUGGGGAAAAAAAACAAGUUUGGUUUUCGUUUGUAUUAAUAUGUGGCUACAUUGUGCCCAAGGGUACCUUUCGUUAGCCAUUUGUGGUAGCUAAUGGAUUCAAGUAAGCUGAUUCAAAGGCGUACUGCUUCGUAUUUCAUGCACUCUAAAAUAUCAGCACUAAUAUGUCAUUUUUCUCAUAACAGUCAAUAUUUACAUUAUGUGUCAUUUGCUUUGAAGUGCUAGGGGCUCAGCUUUCAAUGUUGAUGAAAUGACUGACUCUUUGAAGAUUUCAUUACAGCACAUUUCUGACAAGGCACCAACCAGUUAUCUUGAUGUCGCCAAAAGCAAAGCUCAUUUGAAGUCUUAGAAAAUCAUAGCACAAAAAAAUGGUUUUCUCUCAUGUAAAAGGUGAACUGUGAAGUAUCCUCUAUGCAUUUGUGCAAACUGGUAGAUUUCAUUUGUUUAAUAAUUCACAUGGAUCAUACAGUUUGAUGUUUCUGUAGGCAUCAUGUCAGAAGACAUCAUGUACUUACAAGUGAAGGAUGAGCUCCAGGAACAUAAGUGUUGACAUUUGAUCGUACCACUUUGUGUAUGUGUACACGCAGAUCUAAGACCAUGAAAUGCUAAACAGUAUGCCUUUUGUAUUACCUACUGUACAAAGUGAACAAUGAUUUAACAAUGGCUGGCUACUGAGUUGUUAUGUCUUGGAAACACAGUUUCAUUCUAGUGUUGAAUCAGUUGAACGAUUUCUCAGAAUUAAACUACACAAA
Megalops cyprinoides (Indo-Pacific tarpon) is the source of this 7515-nucleotide messenger RNA. Its product is annotated as membrane-associated guanylate kinase, WW and PDZ domain-containing protein 3-like. The record is from RefSeq and is a predicted model, not a curated record. Gene Ontology annotation, molecular function: protein binding. NCBI's taxonomy places the organism in Eukaryota, Metazoa, Chordata, Actinopteri, Elopiformes, Megalopidae. The transcript is spliced from 21 exons. Gene Ontology annotation, cellular component: cytoplasm. The coding region runs from base 1233 to 5693 and encodes 1486 amino acids. Gene Ontology annotation, biological process: signal transduction.